This is a messenger RNA of Scleropages formosus (Asian bonytongue), 1229 nucleotides long. It is a transcript of the gene hopx, whose product is annotated as HOP homeobox. The transcript has 2 exons. Gene Ontology annotation, molecular function: DNA binding. Gene Ontology annotation, cellular component: nucleus. Gene Ontology annotation, biological process: regulation of transcription by RNA polymerase II; cell differentiation. The record is from RefSeq and is a predicted model, not a curated record. Bases 568 to 813 code for a protein of 81 amino acids. Lineage: Eukaryota; Metazoa; Chordata; Actinopteri; Osteoglossiformes; Osteoglossidae.
GCGCGCGCUCAGCGCAGCCGCGUUCAGUCACUCGGAAACUUAAGCGCUGCUUCUGGAACGAGGGACCGUGAGGUGCCCGAACGGCGCGUGACGUCACUGGCAAUCAGCGCCGAGGUCGCCUGAGCACCUGUCUCCAGCCCAGGUUCUGCGCGCGCGCGUCUGACAGACAGACAGAGAGCGAGAGCGAGCGAGAGAGGGAGGAGAGAGACAGUCUGUCCCGCACGGAGUGUGUGUGUGUGUGUGCGCCGUCCGCCUGCGCCUUUAACACCGACAGGACUUUAGCGCGUGUCCGAGGGGGGCGUGUCCUCCGGUGCCGAGGUUCGAGGAGCUGUGGAACUGCACGAGUGCGGCACGCCGAGCGCUCGUCCUCGACAGCGGGCUCUGAUCACGCAGAGAUCACGCACUGACCGCGCCGCGCGCCCAUCACGCAUAGAGCCUGGCUGCCGGCUCCGCUCCGCUGCUCUCUCUCUCUCUCGCGCGCGCACUCUCCUUUCUCCCUGCCCCGAGUCGCGCGCGUGUCGUGUGCGCGUGGGUUGCCUCGCGUGAAGGGAGGUGGGGGUGGAGGAAAUGUCUUCGCAGGGGUCUCCCGGGGGGGGCGCCUCGGGGGCUAUGCGGCUCGAGCCGGAGCAGCUGAAGGUGCUGGAGGAGAACUUCCAGAAGGUGAGCAGGAACCCGGACCAGGCGACCCUCAUGCUGAUCGCGGCCGAGUGCGGGCUGUCGGAGGAGGACACGGCGAAGUGGUUCCGGCUUCGCAACGCCCAGUGGAGGCAGGCGGAGGGGCUCCCCGCGGAGCUGGGCUCUGUGAAGGACUGAGGAGGAUGCGCUUGGGGAAGAAGGGCCUCGCUCCCACAACCUGCUGUUCAGACCAGGACUGUCGCCUCUCCCCCACGCCAGCGUGUGUCUGAUCUCUGCUCAGCCAAAUGUGAACUAUGUCCUGUUUCCACUGAUGUAAUGGCCCCGUUUACAUGCGACAGUGUGCAUGAGUGUAUAUGUAAUUUAUUUCCUUUUGGAGCUUGGAAUGUUCCGGAAUUCAGACCCCUGUGGAUCUGUGUAACCGGAUCCAUGUGUAACCGGGUGCCCGGGGACCUGUGAAAGAUGUAACGCGCUUCUCCGUUGACCCUGAUUGAAAUCACGUCCCCCUGGAACUGUUUAGGAACCCAGGUCUGAGGGAAUGUGGAAUCUUAAUGUGUAAGAUAAAUAAAUGAAUAAAAACGAAUAAUGAAAUUGCA